Messenger RNA from Nicotiana tabacum (common tobacco), 6809 nucleotides. Lineage: Eukaryota; Viridiplantae; Streptophyta; Magnoliopsida; Solanales; Solanaceae. The record is from RefSeq and is a predicted model, not a curated record.
AAGGUGCGACAGUCACCUUACCACCCACUGUUUUGUUCUCUUUGGUUUUCCCUCUUUAUACUUCUUUUGUUGGGUAGAGUAUUUUUCUUGUUAUUCAAUACCCACCGGCCGGCUUCUUAAUUCCUAUUUUUUCUUUAAUCAAAUAUCGAAUUUCAUAAUUUCUCUUUCUUUCUUGAACCCAUUAACAUGCUGAAUUAGAAUUGUGGGAAAUUCAAUGAAAGGCUGUUUCAACUGAUCCAUUGAUCAGAUUCAGAUUGUAGAAGAUGGCGACGUUAAUUGCGAAACAACGACCAUUGAGCAGUCAGAACGCCCCAAGAAUGAGAAAUCCGUCUAAGGUUUUUAGGAAGAGAAAUUUUAUCCUAACUUGUGAUGAAGAAAAUCACGGAAAGGACAAUGCAGCAUCGCUGCUCAACGUUACAGAGUUCCCUAAUAAGAAACCAAAGCUUUGUUCUGAUAAUGUCAUCCCCCGUGGCAGAAGAACUAUGACAGAGCGUGUUGGUGUUGUAAUCAGGAAAGGGGUUCCGGAGGAUGCACGUUUAUCGGGUGGAUUGGAAGAGAGAAUAAAAACAGCACAAAAGCCAAAGAAGAACAUGAUCACGUCACAUCAGAGGACCAAGACAAUAGCUACUGGAAAGGAAUCCGAUGACUCACGUAGUAGAAUGCAUCAUCGUUCAGCAAAGAAGGAUUCAAGUUUUUUAAGUUGGGAUGACUUCAUCAGUGAUGAUGAAGAAGACGAGGAGUGCAAAGAGGAAGAAGAUGAAGAGUAUUGUCCAGGACCCUUAACGAAAUCUAAGAUGCCACUUGAUGAAGAGUAUUGUCUAGGACCCUUAACGAAAUCUCAGAUGUCACUUGAUGAAGAGUAUUGUCCAGGACCCUUAACGAAAUCUCAGAUGUCACUUGAUGAAGAGUAUUGUCCAGGACCCUUAACGAAAUCUCAGAUGCCACUUGAUGAAGCUUUGAAUAGUUUAAGAAACUCAGAAAAGCUUUGGAGAACUUCCAAGCAGGAAAAAGUUCUUAAAAAUGGACCUAUGAGAAAUAAAAGGAAUGAUAAAGUGAAAGACGAGCCUCUCGAGUGCAGGGACAGACUUAAACUUUCUACCUCCACAAAAAGCAUUCUUCUAAGUGGAAAUCCGCAGAGGAAAGGGAUGCCUGAUAAAGUAAAUCUAGAACAAUCUCUUGGAACUUCAAGCAAGAAGAUGACUCAAAAAGGAGAUAAUACAAUGAACAAGGUGGAAUAUGGAACUGGAGAAAAAUGGGGCGCGUGCAAGAAAAAACCAAGUUUGUCCAAGGUUGGAAAGAAAAUGCCGGGCACUCAAGAAAUUGAAGGCUCAGGGAAUAAAAGGGUGCCUGCUAAAUUAAAUGGAGAAAAAUGUCUAGGAACGUCACGCAAGAAGAAGAUUCCUAAGACAAUGGACAAGGUGGAUGAAAGUGAAGACGAGUGGGAUGUGUGCAAGGAAAAGCCAAGUCUGUCCAAGGAUGGAAAAAAGACGCAGGAAAUUCAUGAAAAAGAUGCAGAGAAUAAAAGGAUAUCAGUAAGACGUGUUGCUGCCUCAUUCAAGAGAUACGGUCAUGAUUAUUAUGUUGGUGAGUGGGAAGAUGAUACUGAGGGGUAUGAGGUUUUGCCAAUAAGCAAUGGACAUCAUAUACCAAGUAACACAAGAAGCCAGAGAAUUGAUGUUUCACAUGAUCUGAAACCAAAAGAUAGUCCAAAAGAUAUUAAAAAAAAUUCAGUAAAGUUGUCUGCUUGUAGUUCAUCGCCUUCCUCCUCGUCGUCCUCUGGUUCAAAAAUUUCAAGAAGUGGAAUAGAUAGAUCUACAAACAUGAAGGUGAAUUUUCAGCCUCCAAAGUGUCAUCAAUGCAGAAGAAGUGAUAGAAGAACUGUUGUUCCUUGUAUGAAGUGCAAGAAGAAAUUAUACUGUAUCCAGUGCAUCAGGGAAUGGUAUCCUGAAUUGGAAGAAGAGGAAGUUUCAGAGGUUUGUCCAUAUUGUCGUGGAAAAUGUAAUUGCAACCUGUGCUUACACUCAAGUGGCACACUUAAGACAUCAAGAUGGGAUCUCACCGAUCGUGAAAAGAUUGAGCAUUUGCACUAUUUGAUUAUCGAACUCCUCCCCUUUCUGAAAGAAAUUCAUCAGGAACAAAUCCAGGAGAUAGAGAUGGAGUCUUCUAUUCGUGGGGUAUCUUCAUCUUCAGUUGAAAUUAAACAGUCACUUUAUCAAAAUGAUGAGCGAGUUUACUGCAACAACUGUUCAACUUCAAUAAUCGAUCUUCAUCGAAGUUGCCCAAGUUGCUCAUAUGAGCUCUGUCUAAGUUGCUGCCAAGAGCUGCGGGAAGGCAAAUUUCCGGGAAAUAGUGAUGAAGCAGUUUUCCAGUAUUUAGACAGAGGCUAUGAUUACAUGCACGGUGGAGAUCCACUGCAUGAAAAUUUUCAUAAUAUGGAAAUUUCACAGGACCAGAAAAAACCAAUUACUUGGGUUGCUAAUUAUGAUGGUAAUAUCAUGUGUGCUCCUGUUGAAAUGGGUGGAUGUGGAAAUUGUAUUUUAGAUCUGAAGCAUCUGUUGCCGAAAAACUGGAUCUCAACUUUGCAAGCAAAAGCGGAAAGAAUUCUGAUCCAAUGCAAUUUUGCCCAGAUAAUUUCUCAGCCAAUUUGCACAACUGAUGACCCUGAACUGUUACACAAAGCGGCUUCUAGGGUUGGUUCAGAUGAUAACUGCUUGUAUUCCCCUACUGCAAAGGACGCUAUGAAGGAUGAUGCACUUUUACACUUUCGCAGACACUGGGCCAAGGGUGAACCGGUGAUAGUACGAGAUGUUCUUGAGCACACAAGCGGUUUAAGCUGGGAACCAAUGGUUAUGUGGCGUGCAUUAUGUGAGAGCACUGAUUCAAAGAUCCUUACAAGUAUGUCAGAAGUAAAGGCUAUCGACUGCCUGGCUGGUUGUCAGGUUGAGAUCAAUACUCGAAAGUUUUUUAAAGGCUAUACAGAGGGCAGAACAUACAAAAAUCUCUGGCCUGAAAUGCUCAAACUUAAAGACUGGCCGCCAUCUGACAAGUUUGAGGAUCUCUUGCCUCGCCACUGUGAUGAGUUUAUCAGUGCUUUGCCAUUCCAGGAGUACACAGAUCCAAGGAUAGGUAUUCUGAAUCUUGCCGUUAAAUUACCAACAGGUGUCUUAAAACCUGACUUGGGUCCAAAGACAUACAUUGCGUAUGGUAUGACGAAAGAACUUGGAAGAGGGGAUUCAGUGACAAAGCUUCACUGUGAUAUGUCAGAUGCGAUAAAUAUUUUGACACACACAGCAGAGAUGGCUGUAAGUGAUGAGCAGCAGUCUGCAAUUGAGAGUUUGAAACAGAAGCAUAGAGCUCAAGAUGAAAGAGAGAGCCUCGAGCGCGAUGGCAGUGGAUAUCCUAUGAAGAUAUCUAGUGGGAUCAGAAGGGAGGAGAAAACACCUGAGACGACUGGAGGUGCCUUGUGGGACAUCUUCAGAAGGGAAGACGUACCCAAGUUGGAGGAGUAUCUUUUAAAGCACGCAAAAGAAUUUAGGCACACUUACUGUUGUCCUGUUGAUCAGGUUUUUCACCCGAUCCACGAUCAAACCUUCUACUUAACUUUGGAGCACAAGAGAAAACUAAAGGAAGAAUUUGGGAUUGAGCCUUGGACCUUUGAGCAAAGACUUGGAGAGGCAGUUUUCAUUCCUGCAGGAUGCCCUCACCAAGUGCGUAAUCUCAAGUCGUGUACCAAAGUUGCUGCCGAUUUUGUUUCUCCUGAAAACAUUCAAGAAUGCCUCCGCCUCACAGCGGAGUUUAGGAAAUUGCCAAGAGGCCACAAGGUCAGAGAAGACAAACUAGAGAUAAAGAAAAUGAUUAUUCAUGCAAUCAACCAAGUUGUCACAGAUUUGGAGCAGCUUACAUACAUAGUUUAGAGAAUUAGCAGUAUAAACUUUUGCCUUUUGCUUAACAAUUUUCUUUAGCAGCAGUAGCAAUCUGUCAACAGUUGGUAUUGCUGCUGCUAAUGGCCUCGAGUGUUCUUUUAGCUGUUAGGCCAUGGACAAUUAUGAUACACAUCUCUUGCAGCUUAGGUCCUCUUCACCAUUGUUGCAUGUAGAAGAUAAAUGUUAAAGGGACAUUCUUUUUUCUAUCAUACUCCUGCAAUAAAGGCAGUUGUUGACUCCUGCAAUAAAGGCAGCUUAGUGCGUAGCGGGAGCUUAGUUGAGCCGAGGGUCUUUCGGAAACAGCCUCUCUACUCCCUCGGGGUAGGGGUAAGGUCUGCGUACACACUACCCUCCCCAAACCCCACUAGUGGGAUUUCACUGGGUCGUUGUUGUUGUUGACUCUUGCAAUAAAGGCAGCAUAGUGCAUAGCGGGAGCUUAGUGCACCGGACUGCUCUUUACUCGUGCAAUAAAGGCAGCUUCUCCGGAAUAGUGAAGAGCAGCGUAGUAUAACCAAUUUUUUAACGUGUAUAUAACUGUUUUAUGGAAUAUAAUAUGAAAUUUCAUGCAAAUACUCUUUCUAGUAGUGCUCAAGUUAUCUCUUUUAGGAAUUGUUGAACUACGACGUGUUUAGAUAUAUCAAACAAUAGGGUGUGAAACCAAACAAGUAUAUCAACAGUACUAAGUUUGCUAAGAGGAUUUGCUAUUUAGUUGGUAGAAUUUUUUUAAGGGAAAAGGACACUAAGUACAAAAUAAUUCCUGGAUAGAACAAAUGUACUAAAAGAGAAGAAUAAACCAUUUCAACAAAUAUUCUCAACGUUCUGAAUCCACAUCACGUGUUCUAAAUUAUGAAAAUCGACCAUUGAAUUGCUAUGAGUCAAUUUAGAUAUAUUAGGCUUUGUAGCUAUAACUCAAUUAUAGUUAUUUUAUCCAUAAGUGCCUACUAUAAACUAAGUCUGAACUCUGAAGCAUCAUGUGAAUUGUGGUUCUAAAAUUGGUCAAAAUUUAAAAUUACAAGUGGUAAGGUUUCCGAUAUCACUUUCAAUUUCUCUCCUAAUACGAAUAAUAUAUUUUUUAUAUCAAGUGGAGUCCAAACAAGUCAUAGCAAUAAAGAUAAAAUGUGGAUGUUAAAAUAAAAUAGUUUUCAAGUUAAGAAUUAUCUCAUUCUUUUUGGAAUAUGCUAAAAAAGAAAGAAUGUCGCAAAAAAUGAGAACAUCUAAGUAUUUUCGGUUUCACCCCAUGUGCAAGCAACUAAAGUUAACUCACUUGAUCUUUGCAGAUGAUCUUAUGAUCUUCUGAAAAGGCAAUCUGGCAUCACUUAAUAGGGUGGUAGAAGCUUUGAAUCACUUUAGUGAGGCAUCAUGAUUAAUUGCUAACCAAGACAAGAUAAAUCCAAUAUUUUCAUUGCUAGGGUGGAUGACUUAACAAAGGAGCAGUUAUUAGCAAAAACAGGUUUUACUCAAGGUUCCUUCCCAACUAGAUAUCUUGGACUUCCCCUUUCAUCUAAGAAAUGGAAUAAAUUGGAUUGAUGUCAGUUGGUAGACAGAAUAACCAGCAGGAUAAAAACUUGAUACUCUAAGCAGCUGUCAUAUGCAGGCAGAUUGCAGGUGGUAAAUUCUGUGAUGUUCUCCAUCUACAACUUCUGAAGCUCUGUAUUCAUCCUACCUCAGGUUGUGGUAAAAAAGGUUGACAACAUAUGUAGGGACUACCUUUGGGGGAGUAUUGAAAACAAGAGGAAACUGGCCUUAGUGGCAUGGGAAAGAGUAUGUUUUCCUAAGAAAUUUGGUGGGCUGAAUGUUAAAGGAAGUAAACUAUGGAAUGUGGCAUCAGUGGGGAAAUUAUUAUGGCAGCUACUCAAUAACAAAGAAGCUCUAUGGGUGAAGUGGGUGCACGGACUAUAUAUGAAAACUGAUACUAACAUUUGGACUCAUAAGAUACCAACUGAUUGUAGUUGGUAUUGAAAGAAGAUUAACUCUUUAAAGGAGGACAUGAAUAGAUGGUAUGAACAAGGAGUGUACAACUUGGGAAAGGGUGGUGGUUACUCAAUAACUAGGAGUUAUAUUGCACUGCUAGGGGAAAUGCAAAGACUGCAUAUAGCAAAUUUGAUAUGGAGUAGUGUAGCACAGCCAAAACAAAGGUUUUUUGUGUGGCCGAGAGCUCAAAGGAGACUACUAACAAAGAAAAGGCUGGUGAAGUUGCAGAUUCAUGUAGACAAUGUGGAGUGUUGUUUAUGUGAUGAAUAAAAAACUGAAACAAGUCAGCAUUUAUUUGUAGAAUGCAACUGGAUAAAGAAUGUUCGUGCUGAGAUGCUGAGAUGGCUUGGUGUACAAUUGCAAGAAGGAGACAUAGCGAGCACAAUGAAUAACAUCAAAAAGAAGAAAUGGAAACAGUUAAAGAAAGAAAGAGUUGCAUCAACAAUGGGAGUUGACUUCUAUCAUAUAUGAAAGGCAAGAAAUUGAAAGAACUUUAAAGGAGCUAAUGUAAAUAGUGCAGAUACUACAGAACAGAUUAAGCAGGAAACAUUAGUUAGAUUAAGUAAUAUUCAUAAGUCAAGGCAAAUAGCUGUAGGGAAUUCUUGAGGAAUAUCAUUGAUGUAUAGAUAGUGUUGAGAUGGAGCAUUCAUAGAACCUUUGAGGAGGUGAUUAUGAUGUAAAAUGCUUAAUAUGUAUAAUCAUUUGGUUGAUCAAUGAUAAUAUUCACAAUGUUACCAAAAAAAAAAAAGUAUUUAUUAGGCAUGAUGCUUAAGAUUUUUUUAUAAAAAAAUUUGGUCUAAAGCACGUCCCAAUGUGCAUUUGUGUAGCUAAAACUCGUUAAAAGCAAACUGAUAUUUAAAGUUAGAUCGUUUUGAAAAUAGAAAUUUAUUAUUCAUUGAGAUUGGAAAAAAAAAA